GCCUGUCCAGCAGUAAAAAUGGCGGAGUCGGUGUUGGAAGUUGUGGGCAAGCUGCAGUCGCGACUCUCGGGCAAUUCGGAGCCGAAGAAGCUCCUGAAAAGUCUGAAGAAACUUUCUGAGUUGCCCAUCACGGUCGACAUCCUUGUGGAGACUGGUGUAGGGAAAACUGUGAAUGGUUUACGAAAACAUGAGCUGGUUGGAGACUUUGCCAAGAACCUAGUAGCCAGGUGGAAGAAGCUGGUGCCACCCCCCCAGGAAGUAGAACGGAAUAAUUUAGAUUCUGAAGAGCGUGACUACGAGAGGAAUAGCUCAAGGAAAAGACAGCGAGAACCUUCCCCAAAAGAGGAAGAAGAAGCUGAGCAUGACUAUCCAGAAGCCUUCCAGCCUUCCUGCAGUCAGUCGUAUGGUCCAAACCAUAGAGAGAAGAAGUCCAAAAGGUAUUCUGAGCCUGAGAGAGCCCAUCAAACCAUCAGCUAUGGCAGCCAGGAGGGCAAGAGCUGGGGCAGAGCUUCCCCAGUACACUCCUCGGAUCAGGAGUACUCGGACUAUGGACACGCUGUGUCCCCUGAGCCCAGUGAGAGCCCUCAGGAGCUGUACAUGGAUCAUUAUGCCAGUGAGGAGCACGAGGUGGAGGAGACAGUGUUUCAUCCAAAAGCCAGCAAAGGCCACAGCUUUCAGGACAAAUCAUUGGGGAACCCUGAGAGGAACCUUGGGGAAUCCCACAGCAAAGGGAACUUGAGUCGGAGCAAGGAGCACAAGUCUUCUCACAAAGAGAAGCAGCGCCUUGAUGCCAAGGGGGAGGAGAGGACCUUGACUUUUAGCCCAGACAAACUGCACAAGGCCUCUUUGAAGGAGCAGUUUCGAGAGGCUCCCUCAGCAGGUGGUAGCAAGGAGAAGCAGAGGACCUCAGAUGGGACCAAGAAGGAGAAGAACAGAGAGGGGAGCAGCUCCAGGAAGGAGAAAUCACAGCCACACUUUGAAGAGGCUUUGGACAACCAUGUUAAGAAACAAAAACACCGGGACUCUGAAAAGGCCAAAAUAGAUAAGGCCAAGCCAAACUUGGAGCUAUCCGGUGCGGACCGGGAGAAACGGAAACCUGAGGGUGACUCCUCAAAUAGGAGCAAAGGGAAGGGGCUUUCAAGCAGCUUAAAGACUGCAGAAGGCAAACUCAAAGCCUCAAACUCGGACAAAAAAUCCGUAGGUUUCUCCUCAAGCUUUGGGGAGGCGGAAAUGGAGGAUGAGUUUGAACAGCCUACGAUGUCCUUUGAGUCGUACCUCAGCUACGACCAGCCCCAGAAAAAGAAGAAAAAAGUGGUCAAAUCCUCUGGCUCAGUUCCAGAGAAAGACAGAGGGCACAGCAAACAGAAUGGGUCCAAAGCCAGCACCAAGAGCUCAGACUCGAGCCGAAAGGGCCAGAGUCACAAGCAGGCAAGUGGAAAGAAGUCGGAGAAGAAGCAGUCCGAGGCCUCCAAGCCUCCGAGGAUCCCCAUUGAUGUGGUGCCAACGUUACCAGACAUCCCCUUGCCCCCGAUCCAGGCCAAUUAUCGCCCCCUUCCCUCUCUUGAAUCGAUACCCUGUCCCCAGAUGAAAAGAAAAGCAGUGUCCUCCCCCACUGAGGAGAAUGAGUCCGGGUUUACGGGACGCAGGCUGAAUUCAAAGAUGCAAGUGUAUUCGGGCUCUAAAAGCAGCUACCUCCCAAAAAUGAUGUCUCUGUACGAGCAGUGCAUCAGAGUCCUCAGCAACAACAUCGACUCCAUCUAUGAAGUGGGCGGUGUCCCUUUUACGGUGCUGGAACCAGUAUUGGAGAGGUGCACCCCUGAGCAGCUGUACCGCAUUGAGGAGUGUAACCAUGUCUUAAUUGAGGACACGGAUCAGCUGUGGCAGAAUCACUGCCUCCGGGACUUCAAGAAAGAGAAGCCGGAAGAGUUUGAGUCCUGGCGGGAGAUGUACCUACGGCUCCACGAUGCCCGGGAGCAGCGACUGCUCAUGUUAACGCAGAAUAUCCGCUCAGCACAUGCCAACAAACCCAAAGGCAGGGUGGCCAAGAUGGCAUUCGUCAAUUCAGCAGCAAAGCCCCCUCGGGAUGUGCGGAGAAGACAGGAAAAGUUUGGAACUGGAGCAGCUCUUGUGCCAGAGAAGAUAAAUCCAAAAAUGAGUGAAUACAAAGAACUGGCAUCUACUGAGGGGCGCCUUGAGUCUAAAGCAAGUUCAGAAAGCAUAGACUCGGACAGUCAUUCUCAGAUAAAACCAGUCCUCUACACACCCAGCAAAAGCCAGUCCCACGUGAGUGAGGAGCAGUCAUACGACGGGCCCAGCACCAGCAGCGCCCAUUCCGGUCCAUCCCUGAGCAGCACCUCCUCUGGCUAUGACCCCAGGAAACCCCCAGUGAAGAAAAUUGCACCCAUGAUGGCAAAGACGAUCAAAGCUUUCAAAAACAGGUUCUCUCGGAGAUAAGCUGCCCGGGACAGAGUUGGGAAUCCUUCUGCUGUGGGGGAGUGGCCCUGAAGGGGAAGGGGAGGGAAGGCACCCAAGGAGCCUAGUCAUUCCCUUAAUGACCUCCAUGGAGCUGUUAGAGGCUUACAAACCUGCACAAGAUGACAGCACAGUGUUUUCCAGGCCAGCCCUCUGGUCCCUUCCUCUGCAUUUUCCUGUCCCCCUGUCCUAGCCCUGGUUUGUCCAAAGUCCAGCAUUUGGCAUUUUAAAACGCAUCAGAAAAAUGUGAAAUCUUGGCACCUGCUGCGAAUGGAAAGUCCAGAGACUGAUGUUGCUAUUUAACCUCUCAAAUAAAUGAUAACAUAGUUUUAAUUGCUAUUCCCGCAACUCCCCCCUCACCCAUGCACUCUAAUAUUAUUUAUGAUGUCAUUUCUGAUGUCAUCUUCCCUCUUCCUCCCCUAGAAGGAUGCCCAGCCCAUUUCCCAAAGACAUGACAUCUCUCUUAGUGAACACUGUUACAAAAGGGAGAUUUUCAUCUUGAGUUGUUACCCAUGACAUGUGAAGUCCCACCUGAAAUCUCUGGGGAACAGGCAAUGCUGGAAGCCAGUGCACUCAUCGGCCCUUUGGCAGGAUGCGUUGGUCCUGAGGUUUCAUUCGCUCAUCGUGUAUGUUGAUAUAUCCCAGCGCUCAGACUCUUCUCCUGAUGUUACUGUAGAUUUCUUUGUACAGAUGCUUCUGCCUUUGCAGGGUGGCUGAGGGCUCUUCCAGACCUCUCUGCUGUCUUCUCCUGUUGGUCAUUGGAAAACCAUAAGAAUUCUUUAGGAGAAAACCCAGACUGUGUACAAAAUGACGUUUUAAUCCUUCCUUUCUGAGUUUUUUAGAUUUGGCUCUGCUUCCAGGAGCCAACAUGGUUUUAAAGAUACCAAUAAAGGAACUGGUUGAGUUUCCUUCUAGCAGAAGGAAGUCGCUUUAUCGAGUUCCCCAAGCAUCAGACGGCAUUGGAAAGGACUUGUCUGAUUCUAAACGCUGGCACUUUAAUCUACCCCUUUCCCUGUAAGCUAUUGCUGAGAAAAGCAAUGGUUUUUAGCCUUGUAUUUUAAAAUAAAAUUACUUGAUUGGGAGGAAGGUGACUGUUUUUAGCGCAAACUUCGUAGCUUGAGUUCAGAACACUUGAUUGCGUCCAAUAUUUGGGAAGAAUCAUAGCACUGGAAGGGAAGGGGAAGGUUUUACUUGUCUGAAGAGCCUCUUUGGUGGUAAAGUAAGAAGGGUGACUUUGGAGUGCAGCUCCUCCACGGAGGCGCCCCUGGAUAAAGAUGCUAGAAGGUCCAGGUGAUGCAUUGUGAGUGUGAUUUCAGGAAAACCUAAUGGUCUCACUGUGGUUGUAGCUAUUUCUAACAGUUUAAUGUGAGAGACACUACUGAGAAGUCACUGUAGGUGAUAAAGCCAGGUGAUAAAGCCUUAUUGUGGUAGUCAGUUGAGUGUAAGGACCGAAUCUAUUGUAAAAGCAAAGUAGCUUGAAUGUAUUGCAAGCAUUGUGUUGGACCAGGUAAUUGGCUCUGUGACUGCUUCUAGACACGGGAACUGUCCAGUUCCAAGCCCUGUUUGAAUUGUUCUUGGAUCCAGCUGCUCUAACGGUGACUCUGCAGACAUUCUGUUCUCUUGGUAGGGAAGAAGGUGGUGGUGGUUCAAAGGAUGUGAUCUGUAUUUCUUUUGGUUGGAAAAUACUGGCUAAGUGGACUUGGCUGUAUGCGCUGACCUGGAGAAACUGCUGUGAUGUGUACUCCAUGGAGGGCUUUAGAAAGCUCCCUUUGGUUUUGGUUUCUAUUAGGUAUUUGAGCAUCCCAGAAGCCCCCCCUCUUUUCUUUUUUUUUUAAGGUCUUGGAAAAGUGUUCUCGGACUCUUGUGUGCCGUAAACUCGUUAAAGUCCCCGAUGCUUUAAUGAUGUUACUGUGCAGCAUUUCAAUGUGUGUUGUGCUGUAAAAAAUAAUGCCUUCUUGCUCUUGCAUUUUUGCUGUAUUUAAUUUGCUGUAUUUUUAAUUAGGUAACAAUAUAUAUUCUUCUGCUGACUGUUGUGCUACCAUUUAUUUCUGCUUUUUUUGGGGGGGUGGGCGGGAACAGGAGUCUGUCAUGUCUUGGCCCUGGCGGAGCCGCAGUUAAACCAUGGAUAGGGUCCUGAGGUCUUUAGGUCCUGCUGCAUUGCUACCUAGCAAUGACCUAGAUAUGCACAUCUAACUGUUGCUCAAAGCAUUGUGGGUACUACUUUUUAGCUGUGCAUUGGGUGCAUCUUCCCACUAAAUCCAGUUCUCUCUCACUAUAGACUCUGCCAUUUUGUGUCAGUAUUUUAGCUUAGUUUGGCAUUGGUUUUGGUGGGGAAAGAUAAAUAUCGUGGCCUCUAACUCCAUGAUAUUUGAGCCUGCUUUCUUCUAGGAGAAGCCAAUUCUAGUUUGCAUAGGAUCAAGCACAUACCUCCUCUUCCCUAGAAGGUGCUUUUUGUUGCUUUUAGUCAAGACACUACAUCUACCGGGCUGAAAGAAGGUGGGCACUUUCAGGUGAGGGAGGAAGAGCAUUUCUUUUGAGACACAAACUGAGCGGACUCUAGAGUGGAAUCGCUUGCUCCAUUUCCCGUCUCUUUCAGCGCCCACUGUCUUUAAACUUGUGCAAUGUUCUGUGCUACACUACGUGCAAAGGAACCAAACAGAACUACCCCUUUCCCUGUGUGCCCCUUGGUGCGAUGGGGUGAGUGACCUGGGCAGGAGGGAGAGUUAUGCUGACCUGCAUUUGUACUUUGGUCCCCAACUGUGUAUAUACAAUUUUCUAUGUUUUUUUUUUUUUUGUUUUUUUUUUUUUGUGGUAACCAAGGAGAUGAAUAUUUUAAUUAGAUAAGUUAUAUGAAAAGAGAGGAAAAUCAUGUCUCAAUAAAAGCCAAACACUGGA
Messenger RNA from Alligator mississippiensis (American alligator), 5367 nucleotides. It is a transcript of the gene ELOA, whose product is annotated as elongin A. Gene Ontology annotation, molecular function: protein binding. Gene Ontology annotation, cellular component: nucleus; elongin complex. Bases 19 to 2454 code for a protein of 811 amino acids. The record is from RefSeq and is a predicted model, not a curated record. Gene Ontology annotation, biological process: transcription elongation by RNA polymerase II. Lineage: Eukaryota; Metazoa; Chordata; Crocodylia; Alligatoridae. The transcript is spliced from 12 exons.